This is a messenger RNA of Ochlerotatus camptorhynchus, 5998 nucleotides long. Its product is annotated as ankyrin repeat and BTB/POZ domain-containing protein 2. The transcript is spliced from 8 exons. Gene Ontology annotation, cellular component: nucleosome. The record is from RefSeq and is a predicted model, not a curated record. Bases 103 to 5643 code for a protein of 1846 amino acids. NCBI's taxonomy places the organism in Eukaryota, Metazoa, Arthropoda, Insecta, Diptera, Culicidae. Gene Ontology annotation, molecular function: DNA binding; structural constituent of chromatin; protein heterodimerization activity.
AAAAUGUCGAACAAAGCGAAAAUGUUGUAACCCUACCGGUGGUAGCAGCGGCACCAGCAAUGGCAACGGCAACGACGACCUAACUCUAAGUACCCGAGCAGCAUGACGUGUACGGAAGACUGCACCUGCAGUCUCUGUCGGGAGUUACGCGGAUACAAGCUAAAAGUAAAACCUGCGAGCAAGUCGGAACGUUCUUCCGGGAACGGCGAGUGCUCUUCGGCAGCCGGAACUCGACUGCAGCAGCAAGGGUCCAAAUAUUGUAAAAACAGCAAGCUCAGCCGAAACGAUAACUUUAUUCUGAAGCGACGGAUGUCUUCGGACUACAACAAAGAUGGCCGCCAUGGUGCAGCCGCAGCACCAUCGGCGGGCGCUUCUACGACGGAAAUAAACUACGAGUUCCCGGAGACGACGUCCGUAACAUCACGGCAGCUAAACCGCAUGAAGAAAGCCCAAAGCUAUAACGAAAUAUCCUGCUUUGCAAAAAUCAACCGGAACAGAUACAGCGGUGGAAGCGUGAUCGAUCCAAAGAUGAUCAAAAGUACCACCAACCUCACCGAAGAGGAUGACUACUUCAGCUAUCUACCACCGUCUCCGCCUCCAACGGUCUCUGCCUCCACGCAAAACAUCAAGAACAAGAUCGAAAGGCAAAAGGAUCACAAAGUGAUCAUUUACUUCGGCGACAGCAUAGGUCAAAAGAAAUCCGACAAAACCAAACCUGCUCCACCGACUCCUCCUCCACCAAAGACUACGGAACUCAAUGUCUUCCACGCGCAACGCCUUUGCGAGGAAACUGCCGAAAUGAACUUCAAACGGCAAAACUCCAUUAUCGUUAAACCAAAGCGUAAAGAUACCUCUGAUCAGCCAAAACCCGGAAAGGAAUUCAUGCAACAGCUCAAAUCAGUACUCGAAGAGAAGAAGAAGACUUCCGGUCCCGGAGCACCUACUGCUGAUCCAAUGGGACCAGGUUGCUCGGCAACGGUAGUGAUAACGCAAAAGAAGGCACCUCCGCCGCCGCCGGAAAGCCAAAAAAAAUCUUCCGCCACCGUUGUUGGUGAACAACUCCACAAACCGAAACACACCCAGGUAGUAGAGAUCCGACGGGUAGAUAAGACCGUAGCCACCGAAGAAAACACCGAUCGAUCCCUACCUCCAUUCGUCGAAAGCGUCAUCAACGGAGUCAUCAACAUCAAGAUCGAAGAAAGCUUUAAAGUUGCGACGGAUAUCGUGCAGGCCGUGUUUCAGAACGAUCCCGGUGAGGAAGGGUACGGGUGCAACGAAGACGAACCGGGAGAUCCAUUUGAUUGGAGCUUCGUGCAGAACUGGCGGGCACGACCUUCCGGAACGGUUGCCAACGGACACGUGAACACACCGUCCAACAACAGCAACUCCACCUCCGGUGUAAACAGCUCCAGCAGCAACCUCCACAAUGGUUCCAACGGACUGUCACCAGGUAAUCACUAUAUUGCCUCUUCUAACCCGGUCACCUCCGGACCGCGGAUUCAAAGUCCCGCUGUGGCCACUCCGGCUCCUCGAAUCUCCAAGGAGAUUGCCGUUCGACCACCAAACGGCAAUCAGGUAGAUCCUCGGAACUACAACCUGUCGUCGGUUCAAAGUCUACAACAAAGCGGAGAAACUACCGGUUCAAGCGCUGCCAGCAAUAGCAGUAACCACAAUCUAUCCUACAACACCUCGGCCAUGAUCCCCGAACGGGACGUCGGCCCCAACAAGUUCACCAACGGUAGUAAUCUCAAACAGCAACACCAGGCUCCCCUACACGGGCUUCACCUACAAACGAACGGAGCACUACCGUCGCAUCACGCCGGACUCCAACAGCAACAACACCAACAACAACAACAAGGACCGCACAGGUCCGUAUCGGGACCGACUAAACUCACCGUCCAAAGCUCCCCGGUUAAAUCGCAACCGGCCAUGAUCAGCUCCGGACUGGACAAAUCCAACCUCCAGCACAGUGCCAAUGGCUACAAUGCCAAGCGAAUGAACUCAAGUGGCCUUACCAACAGCAAUGAUAACCUACUGAAUUCGCCAACCUCCUCCACGGAACCACUGAACACCAGUAGCAACAGCUCCAGCAAUGCCAGCAGUGUUAGUCAUCUAAAGCAGCACUUCACACAAAACCAUCACGCAAUGCCAGCUUACCACCAUCAACAAUCGCAGCAGAACUCUCUAGGAGGACCUCCUCAGAAAGGUCUUAGCAUUACUCGGACCCAUCACCACACGGGGACGCACGACUUCCGUGGUCUGCAGCGGGUCAACGAAUGCCACAGUUCAUCAGAUGAGAACCGCUCAUCCGGGCACGCCUCCAUGUCCGAUACUGGACACGGAAGUAGCUCCCCCGGCGGAAACCGUGCCAAUGGUCCUCUGGGACCACUACCGGAAGAUCGCCUGGCUGCUGGAGUCACAAACCGAAGUGCACGCUCCCGGGCCAGCACAAAUCAUUCGCGAUCCCGGCACCGAGCUACUCCUGCCAAGAUCCCAUGGGGAGGCGGAGGAUUGGAAGACAUAAAACUGGCCAUUCAGCAACUGACGAUGCGCUCCCAUACCAGUACUUCCACGUACAGCAGUUUGAGUGCUGGGUCGGAGAGCUCCGAACCGGAGCGAAGGCUCGGAAGAUACAGCUCGCUGGAAACUGUAAAUACCAAUGUAACUAGCGCCGAUGAGUUCGUGUGGGUGGAUUCGCACAAUCGCUUGGUGGAACUUCAGCAUCCUCCGUGGAGUCAGCACUGCGUACUACGGGUUUUGAGAUCCGGUCGUUGCCGAGAGCACUCGGAAAGGGUUUCCGUGGAAGCGGUUCCUCGAUUGGGUUACCUUCUGCAACGGGCUCUGGUUCGAGUUGCACGUGAAGUGCAACGCUUGUCUGGUUGCUUAGGCUUAUGUUCAAAGCAUGAGGUGUCCGGAGCAUUUAAAAUUGUUCUGUCCCCUGCACUGGCUGAUUCAUGUAUCAAAGCAUGCCUGCGUGCUGCAGCCAUGUUUGCAGUUCCGGGGGACAGCGCUCUGAAGCAAAGUAAAUCAGCCCGAGCAGGACUUCAGCUUCCAGUUGGAAGAUUCCACCGGUGGAUGGCCGAUGCCAGGUUGGGUAGAUUCGUACAUGAAUACGCCGCAGUCUACCUCUGCGCUGGGCUAGAGAACUUACUGGAGGAGAUAUUCCUGCAGUGUCUACCGACAGAUCCAACGGCAACCUUAACGGCCAGUGGUCUGGAACAUGCCAUUGCCGGUUCUGGCGAUCUGUGGGGAUUACUGCAACCCUAUGCUCACCUGAAUGCAGGACGCGUCGCGUCCGGAGCACUUACCAUGCCACGUUGGGCUAGUCAAUCGUCGAUCAACUCGAACAAUCAAAGUUCUGCGCUAGAGCCAUGUCUGCUAACGACCUGCGUUGGGAGUUUGAGCGAACUAAAGGAUUUAGUUCAACGAGCACAGCUGAGAAGUCCACACGUCACAAUGUCACAAUCAGCCUUACGAGUAUUGUUCUAUUUUAUGCGAUGCUCGCAGCUAGAACACAACGACAUCGGAGUCGCUACCAAUGGUGGAGGAACGAACAUACAGGAGCUAUGCUACGAACGAGCCUAUGUUGUACUGCCACCACUCGUGGAAUGGAUUCGUGUUUCCUCAGCUCAUGCCGAGUACCGACAUGCUCUGCUGAUCGACAAGGAUGAUAUCAUGCAGGCCGCACGCCUGCUUCUGCCCGGAGUGGACUGUCCACCUCGAUUGACCAUUUCGGAAGAAGAGUUACCCUCGAAGAGACUUACUCUAUCCAACCAAAGUAUAGCUUCGUCGAAUCAUUCCGGCCAAACGCAACCACUACACGGGUCGCUGUCAUCUACAUCGUCUACCUCGACGACUAGCAGUAAUAUUGAGGACUCCAGUGAAUGUGGACGUCGUGCAACCUACGCUCUGGCCUUCCGUUUGAUGCUAACCGGCCGUGCUGAACUGCUUAUCCAAGCACUGUCGUUGGUUCCACCAACAACCCGAUACGACACGCUAAACCAUCAGGGUUUGACAGCACUGAUGAUCGCUGCGGUCCGUAACGAUGAUGGUGCCAUUCAAACGCUGCUGGAUGCUGGUGCCGAUCCAAAUAUAGAAGUUCCAUCCGUGGGAUAUCCAAAUUGCCCGGCAAUUCAUCCGGAAACGCAGCAUUGGACAGCAGUUACAUUCGCUGCCUGUAAAGGAAACUACCAAGCUCUCCGAACGCUGCUGGAACGAGGUGCCCACGUAGAGGGAGGUGCCCGCCUGAGCGAGGAUAAGUGCACACUGACCCCUCUGCAGGUUGCCAGUGGUGGCGGCGUUGUGGAAGUCGUUUCGUUGCUCUUAGCUCACGGAGCACAUGCCUUCCUAUCUACGCAGCUGAAGGAUUCACUGAGCUUCUCAGGCAGUGCCCAACGGGGUUGUUACAGUGCUAUCUCCGUUGCUGCUGCCCACGGACAGCGGGUGUCACUAAGGAAACUGCUAUCACAUCCGUUAGCUCCAGGAAGUCGUGAAGUACUCUCGCUGGAGGAGAUGCUUGCCGAAGGUGAUAGUACGAGCCGCACUCAGUUGGAUCGACAGACGGAGACUCCACCAACUUUGAACAAAACGCAAAUCAAAAGUCUUCAAGAGGCCAUGUAUCAUAGUGCUGAGAAUAACCAUCUAGAUAUAACGAUUGAGUUGCGCGCACUUGGAGUUCCGUGGACCCUUCACUGUUGGAUGCACGCCUUGGCAGCUGCCCACGAACUUCGGCUGGACGCAGUUAUUGAUCAGCUUCUGCAAGACUUCCUGCAAGUCUGUCCAGAUGACUACAGUCAACAGUUCGUGACGGAAUGUCUGCCUCUACUGUUUAACAUUUUCCGCUACAGCAAGGUACUUUACGUCAAAUUGUUCAGAAAAUCUCAGUUUUUAAUUAACUUAACUUCACAGAAGGAAGGAACAACCCUACUGUUGGCAGACAUCUUUAGCACCUGCUUUGGCUGGGAACCGAUAAAGGCAAUCAAAGAACCCGUAUUGCUGCCGUCAAAUGGAUCCAGGAUUGAUCCCAAGUUCGUCAACAACCCAGAGCUUAGUGAUGUGACAUUUAGAGUCGAGAAUCGCAUCUUCUAUGGGCACAAGAUUGUUCUGGUGACCGCUUCGCCGCGUCUGCAGAGCAUGUUGAGCUCCAAGUUGAACGAAGGCACCGGUACGCCAACUGUUCAGAUCAACGACAUCCGCUACCAUAUAUUCGAGUUGGUUAUGCAAUUCUUGUAUAGUGGAGGUUGCAACAGCCUGGACGUAGCUAGCGGAGACGUGCUGGAGCUGAUGGCAGCGGCCAGCUUCUUCCAACUCGAGGGUCUUCUUCGCUACACCGAGGCUCGCUGUGCCGAGAUGAUCGACAUCGAUAACGUAGUGGCAAUGUACAUCCACGCUAAGGUCUACAACGCCCAAAAACUGAUGGAGUACUGCCAGGGUUUCCUGCUGCAGAAUAUGGUCGCCCUACUGACAUACGACGAUUCGGUCAAGCGGCUACUAUUCGCCAAGAAGAUACCGAACCAUGACGUGCUGAAUGGACUGCUUACCACGUUGCAGGUUCGGAUCAAAGCCCGCCGAAAUGGGGCCAAUGCGGCUCCACCCCUUGCGGUCAAUGCAAUGAGGCCACCGUCCAAUAAUAAAGCUAAAUAAAUUUUUAUGUAGUUGAUUUUUCUAACUGUUUUUAACUAUUAUGACUAACAAUGUCAAAGUUUUGUGUAAUAUCUACGUAAACUUGCUAAUAUGUAUAUGUGCAACUUUAACAGUUGAUUAGCCAUUUAGAAGUAUGUUCGAGCGAUAUUUAUAUAACAAAAAUCCAUUUAAAAAAAACUGUACAUUUCUGUUAAACAAUAACAACAUUAGACUAAGAAGCUGAAUUAUACAAAGCAAUUGCUGUAUUUUAAAAUCUAAUGCUAGGUACAUUUUACAUACAUUUACAUACAACAUUGAACAGUUUUAUCUUUGGAACCUAUCAUAACACAAUAAACAUUCCCCAUUAUUCACACAA